UCAGCGGCAGUGUGUGUUCAGCAGCAUCAUCCUACGGACCCGCACCGCUUACUUUCAGUCGAGGCUGACUUCUCUCCCGCACAAAAUAAAAUAAAAACGCAGCAGAGUAAAACAAAACGACAGAAACAUCACGCUACUGAGGUUAGUGGCUCGACAGAAGAGCAGUAUCAGACCUUUGAAUCGCCUGUUUUCUCCGUCCUCGCAGGUUUUUUGGACCACUCCACACACCACACCGGACUUCUCCCGUUGACUCUGCACUCUCGCAAGGCAAAAUGGGGAAACAGAACAGCAAGCUGACCCCUGAAGUGAUGGAAGACCUGGUGAAGAACACAGAGUUUAACGAACAUGAGCUGAAGCAGUGGUACAAGGGUUUCCUGAAGGACUGUCCCACCGGCCGCCUGAACCUGGAGGAGUUCCAGCAGCUCUAUGUCAAGUUCUUCCCAUACGGUGACGCAUCCAAGUUCGCCCAGCACGCCUUCAGGACCUUCGACAAGAACAGCGACGGCACCAUUGACUUCAGAGAGUUCAUCUGUGCGCUGUCCAUCACAUCACGAGGCAGCUUCGAGCAGAAGCUCAACUGGGCAUUCAACAUGUACGACCUGGACGGAGACGGCAAGAUCACACGGGUGGAAAUGCUGGAGAUUAUCGAGGCGAUCUACAAGAUGGUGGGCACAGUGAUCAUGAUGAAAAUGAACGAGGACGGCCUGACGCCCGAGCAGAGGGUGGACAAGAUCUUCUCCAAGAUGGAUAAGAACAACGACGACCAGAUCACACUGGAGGAGUUCAAAGAAGCGGCCAAGAGCGACCCGUCCAUCGUACUACUGCUGCAGUGUGACCUCCAGAAAUAAACCAGAGGGUGAGCGGAGCGCUCCACCAGCCGCCACGGACUGCACAGAAAGAAUUUCAUGUUCCAUUCAGUUUGCAGCUAUUUCCACUGAAAAAAAUUAUAUAUAUAUGCUUGGACUACCUUUCAAUGGAUCUGCUUCUUGUGUUUGAAACACUCGUGUGCAUGAGAAUGUUAUUUGCUAUAAAAAGAUCUACACUCAACAUACAACAGUGUGCAGAUGCACACACACAGUACAUACACACACACAUACACACACACACGCACAAAUAAUAUAUAUAUAGAUAUAUAAAUAUGAAUAUAUAUUUAAAUUAUUUAAAGAUCAACUGCCAAAAUGUGAAGUGUGCAAAGUAUUUUCCAUACACUUUCAUUCUACUGGAGCUUGCGCAUCAGUGAUGUGCUACGUUGAAUUUGCCGCUACUCUAUUUAUUGUUCCGAGUUUACCGAUGCUAGCUGUCCGUGUUUCAUAAUACUGAGUAACGUCGACUGAACCAAAUUCCUGAUAAUGUAUCUGCCUCCAAUAAGACACUCUGUCCAUCGUCUCGACUAUUAGCUCUAGAAGAGAUGGAUUAGCGUUUGUCCAACUUCUCCUUCCGAAACAUGCUUGUACUGUAAAAAAAAAAAAUAGGAAAAUGUAAAUGUAGUUAAUUUGCAUGCCUUUAGGUUCUGCCUUAAAAAUCUCCUCAUUUUGCAUCCUGUAAUCGAAGAGAGAAAGCCUUAUCAAAGCAGCGUAGACACUCGGGAGAAACCGUGAGACAAGAUUUUUACUGAAUAGGGAGCAAAAAAAAAAAAUCACAUCGCAGUGGGUCCUUCUACAAGUUUUGUCGUAUGGGAUGUAAUUUUUGUGAUCUGUCGAGGCGUUUUAUUUUGACUGCUUUAACUGUGGGAGCAUGUUUCCUCGUAGAUUAGCUGUAGUAUAUGUUGCUAAGAACUAAAUCCCUGCCCCUGUGCAUUUAAACACACUAUCUCAUAACAAAUAUGAUGUUGAAUGUGGAGGAAUCCAUCAUUUUGAAUCAGUAUCUGAGAUUUGAGAAGAGAAAAACGAGCUAAAUUGCGAGAUUUGUCAAGCAAAUGGAGCAGAGGCAAGUGAAAUCAAACAUCAGGAUUCCCCAGCGAAUGAGUGAAACUUCCCUCAGCUGCAGUUCAAUUAGGUGGGGAAAAAAAGAAAUAUUCAUCUAUAGUUGGAGAGCAUUGUUAUCAAACUGAGUUAUAACCGAAGUGUCACCAUCACAUCUACUCUUUUCCAACUAGCCUGCAGGUUGCAUAUCAAUACGAUCAAUUCAGAGGAGCUUUUUUAGAGCGGUGAGGAAGAGGUAAAAUAAGGCCCGUGCAGUAUUUUAACUUUCUUGUUUGUCUUUUUCAGUGGAAGUAAAUGAGUGCUAAUGUAGUGAGAGGAGCAGUGAAUGGUUUUUCAUUUCACACUGUAACUAGUAGAGGACAGCCGAUCCUGUAAAGCCAUGCGUUUAGUAGGUUGGACAAUUCACCCUCCCUAACCCUUUGAAGUAUUUCUCUCUUACCAAUCAGUCAAUCUUUUUGUACUUUUUUACUCCCUUCUCUCACACAUUGUACACGUACUGAUGCUUUCUAAAUGUGGAGAAGUUCAGCCGAGUGUGGUGCCUCCCAAACGAUUUGGAAAUAGCCUGUAAGCCCGCUUCAACAAGUGUAUCUGGCCCUGUCUGAAAGCACCGCAGACACUUUCCAACCUGCAUUUAUACCCCUGGUGUUUGAAGAGCUAGAGGAGG
Molecule: messenger RNA, 2586 nt
Organism: Epinephelus fuscoguttatus (brown-marbled grouper)
Lineage: Eukaryota; Metazoa; Chordata; Actinopteri; Perciformes; Serranidae
Gene: vsnl1a
Product: visinin-like 1a
Exons: 4
Coding region: 273-848 (191 amino acids)
Molecular function (GO): calcium ion binding
Source: RefSeq, a predicted model, not a curated record